Pezoporus flaviventris is the source of this 1416-nucleotide messenger RNA. RefSeq names its product HAUS augmin-like complex subunit 5. Gene Ontology annotation, cellular component: centrosome; HAUS complex. The transcript has 17 exons. The annotation marks the transcript as partial. Gene Ontology annotation, biological process: spindle assembly; centrosome cycle. NCBI's taxonomy places the organism in Eukaryota, Metazoa, Chordata, Aves, Psittaciformes, Psittacidae. The record is from RefSeq and is a predicted model, not a curated record.
UCGGCCAUCAUGGCGGAGCUGGGCCGCUGGCUCCGGACCGAGCUGGAGCUGCCCCCCAGCGCCCUCCCCUCCGAGCCCGAGCUGCGCAGGCUGUGCACGGGGCCCUGUGCCCCCAUCUGGGAGUACAUCAUGGGCCACGUGCGGCACCCGCGGAAUGUGAAGAAGAUCAAAGGGAACCUGCUGUGGUACCGGCACCUCGAGGAGAUUCAGCGAGGGGCGGGGUCAAGCACGCCUUAUAUGGAAGUGCGCGAGGCCUUGGAGCAGGUGAGGGCGGAGCUUAAAGUGAUGGGCGGGGCCGUGGGCGAGGCCGGGGCAGCGGUGCUGGAGCUGGAAGAGGCACUGGGGGCGGAGCUUCGCCGCCAGGGGGCGGAGCGUCGCCGAGGGGCGGAGCUUCGGGCCCUGGCGGCGGAGGCGGCGCAGGAGGGGCUGCGGCUGCGGAGGGAGGGGGCCCAGAUAAGCUCCGCCCACGGGGAGCCGGGGCCAAAGGUGGGACUGACGUCGAAAUUGGCGGCCGUGUGCAAGCUGCGGGAGGAGGCACUGGAGGAGCUGCUGGGGCUCCGCCCCUUGUCGAGGCCGCAGGACCUCACCUUGCUCUGGCUGCAGGAGGCCAAGGCACUGCUGAACCAACACAGCCCAGAGGAGGUGCUGGAGGCCCUGCAGACACUGCGGAAGGGGUACCCCAAAAUCAGCCCUGACCUUGACCCCGACCCUGACCCUCAGCCCCAUAUGAAGACCCUCAUCCAGGACUGCUGGGUGGAUGUGGGGGGACUCUGGGACCUCACCCACUCCUCGGCCUCCCGGCUGUCCCCCCUGAGGCUCCGGCUCCUCCAGCUGCAGGAGGAGAUCCAGCAGCGCCUGCAGGGGGACCCCAAAGCCCAGCAGGCUGCCAGGUUGAUGCUGGAGGCCGCAGGGCUCUCAGGGGCUCGGGAGGCUCUGAUCCAUCAGGUCCAGGAGCUACGGGGCAGCCCCAUGGACUCCCCAGAAGCUGCCCUGGGGCCGCUGAGGAGGCAGCUGCAGGAGGGGAAGCAGCGGCUGUCCCGUCGCUGGAUCCAGCUCCGGGCUCUGGGCGCAUCCAAUGGGAAGCUCCAGGCGCAGCUGCGCCCCCUGCAGGCCCAGGCCCGAGGAGCUGUGCGGCUCCCCCCAGGGCUGCAGGGGGAAGGGCAGCGGCUGCAGGAAGCGCUGAGCAUGCUGGGAAAGGAGAGGGUGCCCCUCCCCCCGAGCCCCGCCCACAGCCCACUGCAGCCAAUCAGACGUGCCCUAGGAAUGGCAGAGAGUGAGCCCCCACAGGGGGCGCUGUUGCGGGUGGCAGAGCUGCGGGGGGAGCUGGAACAGCUGCAGGGGGCGUGGUCAGCGCAAAGGGCGUGGUCAGCGCAAGGGGCGGGACCCGAGAAGCCCCGCCCACCCCGCGGUGAGUGA